This is a messenger RNA of Ornithodoros turicata, 2351 nucleotides long. Its product is annotated as homeobox protein EMX2-like. The record is from RefSeq and is a predicted model, not a curated record. The transcript has 3 exons. Gene Ontology annotation, biological process: central nervous system development; neuron differentiation; regulation of transcription by RNA polymerase II. Gene Ontology annotation, molecular function: RNA polymerase II cis-regulatory region sequence-specific DNA binding; DNA-binding transcription factor activity, RNA polymerase II-specific. Gene Ontology annotation, cellular component: nucleus. NCBI's taxonomy places the organism in Eukaryota, Metazoa, Arthropoda, Arachnida, Ixodida, Argasidae. The coding region runs from base 201 to 998 and encodes 265 amino acids.
ACGGUGUCGCAUCCUCGAGCUGUUAGGUAUCCGCAACAACUCGGGAUCGCUAAGUGGUGUCCAAAUAAGGUGUGCUCCUUUUGUCAUGCGGAUUGCUCCGCUGCUCGUGUGACUUACCGCUCGAACACUUGUGCUUCUUGUUGUGCACGGAGACCAUCGCCUGCCGGAUAGCCUCCGUUGAUGCCGUGAUCAGUGCUGGAAUGGUGUCUCCCCCGGAGACCAUGAUGCCAACGGCGGCUCCAAAGCCAAAGUUGGGAUUCUCCAUCGAGUCAAUCGUGGGCAAGGACUUAUCCGCCGAAGACGUUGCCAGGGCCGACCAGGCGGGUCGUGGUGAAGAGAACCUCUCGCCGUCGUCGUGUUCCCCCAGACCUCCGAACGUUGCCAUGCCUAUGGCUACCUUCCCUCCGCUGGCGGCGGCAUACGCCGCGGCGUUAGCGGCUGAACAGCAGCAACAACAACAACAUCAUCAUCCCUUAGCCAGGCCCUCGCCGUACGUGGGGGCGCCUCCUAGUAUGCACCAGCCGGGUCUAGGUCACUUAAUGGGGCCCGGUGGACCUUUUAUGGUGUCUCGUGACCCUCAGCCCCUCUACCCUUGGCUUUUGGCGGCGAGGCAUUCCAGGUUCCUAGCACACCGCUUCGGAGGUCCAGAACCGGCAGGUUUCUUGUUGCAUCCGUUUCGGAAACCGAAGCGAAUUCGCACAGCGUUCUCGCCCUCGCAACUGCUCAAGUUGGAACAUGCUUUCGAGAAGAACCACUACGUUGUGGGCACGGAACGGAAGCAGCUGGCUCAGUCACUCAGCCUCACGGAAACACAGGUCAAAGUCUGGUUCCAGAACCGACGGACCAAACACAAACGGCAGAAACAGGAAGAAGAACACUCAUCCACACACGGUUCCUCGGACUGCAAGUCGCCGCCACCCCCCGCCAUGUCUCCAGACAUCCCCAUGGACGACUCUAGCUCAGACUCAAACGGACCCGGCGGGGUCUCUGUGUCGUGACUACCACAGUCCAGGACAGCGCGGGACGGACUUCAUAUCGGAUCAACUAUGCGUGCUUCGGGACACUGUGCGGACAUGUUGUUUAGUGAACCGAUCUUCUUGUGAACGCAUUCCUUGUGGACACUGGCACUGGAGGAAAAGGAACAGUCUGCGGCUUUGGACGUGAUUAGUGCUUUCGGGGAGAAAACCGACUGGAACGUGCGUAUGCCCUCAGAACUUUUGAAGGACAUUGGAAUUAUUCAAAUGAACUUAUACGUCAGUGAAUGAACGGCUUGUGAACAUUUGAGAACUGUGAUCGUUUGUACAUAGGAACGCGUGCAUCCAACUGAUUUGCUGUGCGGACCGCGGUCACUUGUAAAGUAAUAUAGAGACCGCAAGAACCUGUUAAGGCGGUACAACGGACUCGUAGCGUCUUUGCCGUAAUGGACAGAUCGCCAACGCUUGCAGAGGCUGCUGAGAACGCGCUGAACAAAACCUGAGGGCAAUUCGUUUUGUGAUGCUCUACACCUCAAUGAACGCCUACCAGAUAAAGAAGUGUGGAUAUUGAAAGCCAAUAAUGAUCAAAGCCCGAUCGUCAACGCAGGACUAAACAAGCAACCAGGUCACGUGGGAAAGUCAGGCGACAAAGGGAUCCUCAAAGGACAGCCGCGGACACUUGUAUCAGUUGUUCGGUACGUUGCUAUUUCACAACGUUAGGUGCCAAUGCAUGCUACCGAAACAACAUUACGGGAUCUUAAAAAAUGUUCUUGCGAAGAAAACAUACUUAAUGGUAAGAAAAAAAAAGCAGUUACGAAUAACAAAAAGCUGCAUGCUUAGGCCACUGAUCUGAAUAAGUGCGAACGAGAGACAAUCAAUCCGUUACCCUAUCAAUAACCUUUAGUUAUGACUGUGUCUCACGAAGUGCAGUCCAUUACUCGCAACGAGACUAAGAACUUGUAUCAAGAAUCUGGAUGCAAGUGGGUCAGGAUUUGUAAACACCAUCGUGGCUAUAAUAGCAAAACGUGAGCUGAGAAAUACGAAGGAAUAUGCGGUCUGCAUUGCCCAGACAGCUUUUGUUGAUGAUGUUCGUAACAAAAUGUCCCCAUCGAUCGAACCCAAUCCUCAAGCACAAAAAAAUUAACGCGUUGAAUCGUGAAGGGACGCGUUUGCAAAGGUGCAAUCCGGUCGCAGUCAAGGCAUGCCCGCUGGACAUUGACAGAACCAAAAAGAUAUGCGCGUUAUACGUUUGAAGAACACGGCGCUAUCAACGGCAUUUGACGCACUUGCAAGUGCAGAACAACUGCGUGCAUCACUGUACAUACUAUAAUUUAUAACAGUCACGCCUUCAUCAAAUCAUUAAAAAGAUGAAACAAA